AGCUGCGACAACGUAGCAUACACUAGUGCUUUUGCUAGCUACUUGUGCGAGAAGAGAGAGCGCACGGCGAUAGAUAUGGCGCAUAGCAAGCGCGAAAUCAAGCCCGGGAGGGCGCAUACCAAGGUGGCCGGCGACGACGAGAUGCUGCGGACCGGGUUCUUCGACGGCACGCCGCUGGAGGGCGGCAAGAUCGCCGACUCCCAGCCCGUCGACCUCUUCGCCGCUGCCCGCCGCGUCGCCGACGCCCCGUACUCAUCGCAGCAGGAAGGACCACACGAGGAGGGGACCAACAAGAACGCCGUCAUCGCGGAGUCGGAGCCCGUCGACCUGCCCGCGAGCGCGCGGGGCGUGGCGGAGGUGAACCGUGCUGGGCCGGAGGAGCAGACAGGCCGCGGUCGGCAGGGCAUGGCCGAGCCCACCGCCGGUGGACGUCGCUUGGGAUUAGGUCGCCCGGCCCCGGCUUAACGAUCCAGAUCAAGCAGUACUCGACUACCGCCACUACACUACCUGCUCUGCUCGUGUCUUGUUUCCAGUUUUCUUUCUCUGUAAGCGGUGUAGGGUUUGCCAAACUUUUAUGUACGAAUUAUGAAUAUCAAUAAAGUCGAUCUGCUGCUGCGUUUCUUGGCACCAA
This is a messenger RNA of Zea mays, 631 nucleotides long. RefSeq lists its product as uncharacterized. Bases 76 to 465 code for a protein of 129 amino acids. The transcript has a single exon. Gene Ontology annotation, biological process: seed dormancy process. The record is from RefSeq and is marked validated. NCBI's taxonomy places the organism in Eukaryota, Viridiplantae, Streptophyta, Magnoliopsida, Poales, Poaceae.